This is a messenger RNA of Penicillium lagena, 2817 nucleotides long. RefSeq lists its product as uncharacterized. The record is from RefSeq and is a predicted model, not a curated record. Bases 1 to 2817 code for a protein of 938 amino acids. The transcript is spliced from 3 exons. Lineage: Eukaryota; Fungi; Ascomycota; Eurotiomycetes; Eurotiales; Aspergillaceae.
AUGGUGAAAGCGGAUGUGCGGAGGGAUUACUACGCGGACCUAGGUCUCGCGCCCAGCGCGGAAGCUGAGGACAUAAAGAAGCAGUUCAGGAAACUAGCACUGAAGUACCACCCCGACCGAAACCCGGGCAAAGAAAUCGAGUUCAACGCCAAGUUCCAGGCCAUCCAGGCAGCCAACGAGAUCCUUGGUGACCCUCAACAACGAUUGAAAUAUGACACGGACCGCUUGCGCGCUGGAUAUGGAAAGUUUUAUGGACCGCCCAAGGCAAAUACGCCGCGGAAAGCUCAGCCGAGCAGUCGUGCGCCUACCUCUGCUUCGAAAUCGCAGAGCCAGAAGCCCCCCAACUCUCGCAAACCACAGCCCCCGCCAAAUGAGCGACCGCCAAAUGGACCGUCGUUUGGAGCCCAACGAUAUGCAUCGCAUGCUCGAGCGGGACCGCAACAAUGGCAUAAAGCACAGGAUGAGGCGCAGACGAGGGCGGAUGCUUUCCGGGGAUUCCAAGGUAUGAGAGGAAACAACAAUACGCCAGGCUGGCAACAGUUUGAUCCUCGAACUGGACACGCAACUCCCCCAUCUGGCGCUGCGCCGAGACAGAAUGCACCUUUCGGGCAGCAGGGUCCACGCCCUAAAUCUGCAUAUGAAUACUUUAAAGCUCCGCCACCGACAGCGUCGAAUUCAACAUCACCAAAGAAGAAGCAGGGGUUUGCACCGGGAACUGCAGGAGGGGACGAGCCCAUGGCCCGCGGUACCUCUGCCUAUACUACUAAUCAUCGGACGGACCGGCCCUUCAGCUAUAUCGACCCUGAGCCAUCCCGCAUGGGGGGAUAUAGUAGCCGCUACGCCACGACCGGAGGCGAAAAGACUUUCUUUGCGAGCCCUAAGCUUAAUCGGUCCGCAACCAUGCGCACUCCUUCUGGUUCAUAUCACCCCAGCUCCUCAUCCGGCCAACCGGGACGCCAUCACAGUGCCAGCCCCAAGGACCGAUCCACACGAUCUCGCAACAUCUCCAUAUCAUCGAGUUCCAGUGAUCUGGACGACGAAUCCGACUCCGAUUCCGACGAGGUGAACGUUGGCCGCACCGGCACAUUCAAACCAAAGGCCGUGCCCAAGAGCCGCCUUCGCCCACACCAGAAAUUCGCAGACUUCCAUCGUGAGGAUGAUUCCAGCCCCGGUGAGGACCCCUUCCCCCAAUGGACCCCUUCAGACUUUACGCACUCGUACUCCCCGCCUCCGCCGCCGGAUUUCUCCCAAACCUGGAGACCACGGAAUCCCCCUCGAUCCUGGAUGUAUGAUGCACUUGCUGACAGUGACGACGCAAAAGGGCAUAAUUCGGAUAGCGCGGCAUUCCCCAAAGGAUCAUAUCGACCGGAUCAGUAUCCCAAGUUCCAGGGUUCUAGCACUAGGACCGAUGCGUCUUCCAAUACGGCAAACCCUCAUUUCGGAGAAUUUGGGCGUAACAGCCCAAGCAACCUACAUAAGAAGUUCUCCGCCGAGGACUGGAGAGAUCAUCUGACCCAGUUUACCUUCUUGGGCCAGCAAUCUCCAGACAAGGAGGUGUUCGGCCGGCCGACAAGUUCCCAGAACCGACCACGGGCGUCGACUCAAAAUGGAUCUACCCAGCCAGCGCGGUCGGCUGCAUCAGCUAGUGCGAAGCCAUUUGUUGAUACCUCUCAAUACCCGAAAGCCCAGCCAGUGGAGCAGCCACCUACUCCGUUCGCGAAAGCAACCUUUUCUGUGGACCAAUGGUCCGAGCAGUUACAGAACCUUUCGUGGAAUAUGCCCGCGACAGACAAGUCCCGGCCCUCGGCAAACAUCCCGCAUUCUCGAAGUCCUAAAAGACCCCCACGACCCGGCAUCAAAGUCCGAAGCGCGCCACAACAAGCAACCGUGGCAACCGAAGCGGAGGAAGUACAAGAGACGGCCAAUGGCAACAUUCCUCCCGAGUCCACUCGCGCUGCGCCGGCGGACGUUGAGGCGAUGGAUCUAGAUGACGAUCUUUCUCCCCCGCCGCCUUUGUCGUCCAUGCCCGAGAAAGGGCCCGCUGGAGAACCUCGAACCGCAAGCUAUCCCGACUUGACCUCACAGGCUUCUAAGGAUGCACCCACGCCGACCAAAAAGCCUCGAUCACAGUCUCGGACAGAGGGCAAUACCUCGAGCGCAGAGAGUCGCGCACCGCUCUUCGAUCUUGAUAAUCUGCGGAACACAGCCCCGUUCAGCAGCGCAAACGGCGGCAUUGAGAAUCUACAAGAGAUGGGCGACACACUUCCCUUCCAAUCUCGGGCGAAGCAGCCGACAACAACGAAGCGUGACAUCCGGCCUCGAGAGUUGAACUGUCCAAACCCACCCAAACGGCCGCGCGCACCGGAGCCGGCCCCUGCUCGUGCCGGAUCGCAGCAACUCGCUCUUCCUCGCGAGCAGUGGUCCCGCUACGUGGCGGAGAUGACGACGUAUAUGCGCGAGUGGAACCAAUUUAACCGCCGCAUGCUUCUCCAUUUCAAUGCCCGCCAGGAGGCCGUUGAGACCGGGCUCGCACCGCGCUGGAUCAGCGCCGUUGGCGACAGUGCCCGCUUGAAUCUGAACGGCGCCGAUGGCGACGAUCCCCAGAGCGGAAUCAUCGAAGACCCCGACAGAAACGAGGGCGAGGAGACGCUCGUCCCCGGCAGUGGCAAGGGCGGAUUCAGCGCGUAUCUGCGCGGAAUCGAGGAGGAUAUCCAGGUGCGCAAGCACUGGGAGGUGGCGUGUGAGAUGCACCGCGAGUGUAUCCUGGAUCUGGGCCGUCUGCGAGAGUGGAUCCGCAAUGGAGGGAAGGUGAUGUGA